AUGAGCUCACUGAAAAAUUGCAGAGAAAGGAAUUGGCUACAGGUACCAAGGUCAGGUCAGUUAGGUAUCGACGUCAGCGAAGAGGAAAGAUCGGACGACGAACCAGCAGAGGUCUCACUAGACGACGUCCGUCCGACACGAAACGAUGCAGGACUGCUGUUGGAGCUUCAGCAGUUUGAACACCCGUUCGCUAGACUGAGAAGCCCGUCACCUACACCACCCAUCAGAAUGACAAAGUUGCGCCAAAUCACAAGGCAGGAAGUGCUGGAUCAAAUGAGCGAACUGGUGGAUAAAGCGACACUGAACAAAUGGGACGAUGAGACGAACGCCAAGCUCGUUGCGACAUUGACUGAGCAAAUGGUUGCGGUGAUGCCCGAGGAAAUGAAGAACCGGUUGAAGAUGCUGGCAAGACAGAUGGACUAUGAAAGCAUCCAGGGCUGGCUGGAGAAAGCCGGAGACAAGACGAUCGAGAAAUGGACGGAGGUGGACAGUUGA
Molecule: messenger RNA, 495 nt
Organism: Trichoderma virens Gv29-8
Lineage: Eukaryota; Fungi; Ascomycota; Sordariomycetes; Hypocreales; Hypocreaceae
Exons: 2
Coding region: 1-495 (164 amino acids)
Source: RefSeq, a predicted model, not a curated record